Messenger RNA from Phytophthora nicotianae INRA-310, 1403 nucleotides. RefSeq lists its product as hypothetical. The record is from RefSeq and is a predicted model, not a curated record. Lineage: Eukaryota; Oomycota; Peronosporomycetes; Peronosporales; Peronosporaceae. The coding region runs from base 39 to 1244 and encodes 401 amino acids. Gene Ontology annotation, molecular function: zinc ion transmembrane transporter activity. Gene Ontology annotation, biological process: intracellular zinc ion homeostasis; zinc ion transmembrane transport. The transcript has a single exon. Gene Ontology annotation, cellular component: membrane.
ACCUGUAUCACCAUGUCAGCACUUCAUCUUCUGACUCGAUGGGGGAUCAACCACGUCUCCGUCUGCUAUUGCUGGCCGUGGCCCUGCUGGCUAUUGCGCUCCUCUCGACUGCAGAAGAUGCCUCGACGCCCGUGACGCCCGCUGUUCGGGGCCAAGAGCACCUUGAGAGUGAGCCUGUCAACGUCCACGCCCAGCACGGCGGCCAUGACCAUGACCACAACCACCACGACCAUGACCAUGAGAAGACCACCAAACCCAAUACAGAUAGAUUCUCGCCCAUUGUAUGGGGGCAAGCGCUGUUCGCCACUGCCCUGGUAGGCGCCGCGCCUGUGCUAGUGCUGCUCGUGGUGCCGCUGGGCGUCGGGAACCAGGAGAAGCAACAACCACUGCUACGCGUCUUCCUAAGCUUUGCAGCUGGUGGACUACUGGGUGACGCACUACUGCAUCUACUGCCGCAUUCUCUUCCCGAGAGUGCGGGUCAUUCCCACGACCAUGAAGGCCACGACCACGACCAUGAGGGACACUCGCAUUCCAUGGCGGAUCUCUACGUAUGGCUCUGGACACUCGCUGGAAUGUUGACUUUCUUCAUGCUGGAGAAGUUUGUGCGAGCACAGACUGGAGGCGGCCAUGGACAUUCUCAUGGACACGCUCAUCCUUCGGCGUCCGUGCAGGAUGGUGGAGCAUCUCCGGUAUCCAGCAAGACAACUACGGCAAGGAAGCGAACCGUCUUCAAGGAAGGCAAGGACGAUGCAGAAAUGCCCGAAGAGGAACCGAUCAUGCCCAAACAACCGGAUAAGAAGCCCAUUGCCGCUGCAGGUUACCUCAAUUUGGCCGCGGACUUCUCGCACAACUUCACGGACGGUCUAGCUAUCGGCGCCACUUUCCUGCGUGGCACCGGCUGGACCACAACGGUGGCGAUGCUACUGCAUGAGCUGCCCCACGAGAUCGGCGACUUCGCUAUCCUCAUCCAGUCUGGUUUCACGCGGCGUGAAGCUAUGAUCACGCAAUUGUUGACUGCCAUUGGAGCGAUGAUUGGCACAGUCAUCGGUCUGCUCAUGGAAGGUGCCGGGGACUCGAGCUCUGUAUGGAUCUCGCCGUUCACGGCAGGUGGCUUUAUCUACAUUGCAUGUACCAGCGUUAUGCCAGAGCUACUGGAGGACUGCUCCCUCACUCAGUCGCUCAAGGAGGCAGGUGCCAUGUGUGCGGGCAUUGGACUCAUGGCCCUCAUUGCUCUGAGCGAAUAGACCCAAGAGAAGACUAAAACCAAAACAAGAAGUGUCAAUGCUUUGCUUGUUUCUCUUUUAUCGUUUUUGGCGACGUAUACAUAUGCAUGUUGGGCUCUUCACUGUCACCUGAAAGUAGAAUGUUGCUUACUUUGAAUCCUCUUCCUUCUUCUCAUCGGC